Saprolegnia parasitica CBS 223.65 is the source of this 1524-nucleotide messenger RNA. RefSeq lists its product as hypothetical. Gene Ontology annotation, cellular component: endoplasmic reticulum. Gene Ontology annotation, molecular function: catalytic activity. NCBI's taxonomy places the organism in Eukaryota, Oomycota, Saprolegniomycetes, Saprolegniales, Saprolegniaceae. The record is from RefSeq and is a predicted model, not a curated record. The transcript is spliced from 2 exons. The coding region runs from base 1 to 1524 and encodes 507 amino acids. Gene Ontology annotation, biological process: GPI anchor biosynthetic process.
AUGCGCAGGAUCGCCGUGUGGCCGGCGGUGGCCAGUCUUCUCUCGCUCGUGGGCGGCAUUGACCUCAAUACGCUGCCGCAAUGGACGCACAUGUCACCGCUUCUGUCGGCGCCCACCUUUACGGGGCGAACGCUCUCGGAGCACCGGUCGUCCAAGGUCGUGCCGGCCUCGGACCCGAUCGAUCUCUUCCGCAUCGCGCCAAGCUGCACCGACGGUCGAGAUACAUGCGCUAUUCCGAGCUCGAUCGCGUAUGGCAGCAUUCUCAUGCAUUUAGAAGAGUGUUCGACGGACGCAGCGACGAACGCGCUCGCUGAAGCGGCACUGGCGCUCGCACUGCCUCUCGACGACCUCCGCUUGGUCUCUGCCUCGGCCUUGCAACUGGACGCGACGCGCGACGGGAUCAACCACCAUGAGGUCGUGAGCUACGUGACGCCGCAGACCACCAGCGUGUACUUUCGGCACCAAGUCAACCUCGGCGUCAACUUUUACAUUGAGUUUCAAGACACCCGCGAUCGCUCUUUGCACCAAGUGGUCGUCCACCUCAACACGCGCGAGCACUCGUUUACGCUGCUCCAGCACACGAGCUCGGUGGCUCCAGAUCCAGGGACAAAAGCCACCAAACGAGGCCCGCGCAUUCUCUCGUACAACGUCUGGAACGUCAACCCUCCGGCGCAGAUCUACGGCGUCCACCGUCGCUGGGGCAUGUACAACAAGCGCCUCGACCACCUCGGGACAUUUCUCGCCGACGCUGACGCCGAUAUCAUUGGCUUUCAGGAAGUGCGCGUCGACGCUACAUUCGGCCCACCUGGGCAGCACGCCCAGAUCCAGCAUCUCAUGGCGCGCCUCGACCAUACCACGUACCCGCAGUACGUCUACCGCGCGGCCAUGAGCUACUUGAACGACCAGGAUCCGCUUGAGCACAUUGAAGAAGGCCCCGCGAUCGUGUCCAAGUACCCGAUUGUGUCCACGGACUACAAGCUCCUCUCGCGCCAGGUCAACGACCCGAACGACGUCCAUCAGCGUCUAUGUCUUCACGCUGUGGUGGACAUGCCAUCCUGGGGGCUCGUCGAUGUCUACGUCACGCACCUCUCGCUCAGCGAGCGGUCGAGAGAGCAAACGAUGCUCGAGAUCUGGGAUUACAUGCAAGCGGGCCAAGGCGUCACCCAAGUGCUCCUCGGCGACCUCAACGCAGAGCCGUCGUCACGCGGCAUCCAGUUCCUUCAAGGCAAGGCGCCGCUCAAGGGGCAGACGACCGACCUCCGCGACGCGUGGCUGGAGGUCCACGGCGCCGAGCCAUCGCAGCCUCACGACAUGACCUUUCCAUGUGACGCGCCCAUCAAGCGCAUCGAUUUCGUGCUCUUCCGCGGCAAAGGCGAGGUCGACGCGUGCGACGUCAUCGGCCAGGCGCCGACGCCCGACACGGCGUCCAAUCCCAAGACAGUCGGCAUGCUCGAGUCCAAUAGUCCGAUCUACGCGUCCGACCACCGCGGCGUGCUCGCGCAAUUCAGCCAUCGCGCCGACUAA